UCAGGCUGGUCUGCCUUCCGAGGAAAUACUGCCUGCGGAUUCCUCUGUCAACACCAAGCCCAGCACCAGGCAGCCUGCCAGCUCACAGGCGACAAAUUUACAAUUAUGCCUGCCACCACAACAACAGGCAAGAAGCUGGACCUCUCCAAGCUCACAGACGAGGAGGCCCAGCAUGUUUGGGCAGUGGUCCAGCGAGAUUUUGACCUGAGGAAGAAGGAGGAGGACAGACUUGGGGAUCUAAAGACCAAGAUUGAAAAAGAAGACACCAAGAGGGAGUUAUUGGGCAACCAGACCAGCCUGACUGAGUCACACUGUAUUCGAUGUCUCCAGCCCUUCAAGUUCCUGGUCAACAGCAAGCGUCAGUGUCUCGACUGCCAGCUCUACAUCUGUAAGUCCUGCAGUCGCUACAACAAGAAGGAGCAUGGCUGGGUGUGUGAUCCCUGUCGCAUGGCCAGAGUCCUCAAGAUUGGUACUUUGGAGUGGUACCACGAAAACGUCCGUGCCCGCUUCAAGCGCUUCGGCAGCGCCAAGGUGAUGCGAUCCCUCUUCAAAAGGUCGAGUGGAGAACACAGUUGCUCUCAAAAUGACCUGGAAGGAGAUGGAUAUGAGGAGCACAGUAUGGAAGCAACAGAUACACAACACUACAAAGAGAUGAAAAAGGCCAAAAGGCGGCUAACUGUUGACCCCUUUGAUUUCGGACUGGGCUUGGACUACUCUGUCGAAUCAAGAGGACGGUCAAAUCAGGCCCCAAUCACCCAUGACAUCAUGGACAUGGAUAUAGGUGAAAGGGAGUCAAUGCUCGCUGAGGCUGACAUGGCCUCUGUUUUCCACCAGAUUAUGCAGGAGCAACACGAAGGUCUGGACCUGGGAAUGGCUCAACAGCAAGAUGACCUUGUGUAUCCAGACAACCGAACUGUUCCAUCUCGCUCCAUCUCCCGGCUCAGCUACUCCUCAUGUGGCAGUGGUAGUGCCUGGGGCCCCCGGAGCAGCAGCAGCUAUUUGCCCGGCCCUGAUGACUCAGAGGGGGAGGAAGACCACUGCCAGGCCUUCCCUCUCUACCAGUCUCAUCUGGGCCCCUGCAGCCACACCUCCCAAGAAAGCCUGAACUCAGCAAACCCUCCACCACAGAUUACUGACCUGAACAGACGCAUGUCAGCCAUUGAGACCCUCUUGAACCACUUAGAGCAGAAGGUCACCUCAACAUACGACCAGGCCCCUCAAACUCCAAACAGCACCUCCCCUCUUCCUCAGUGGGAGGAGGUAGACUUAGAGGAGCAGCAACUGAGACAGAAGUUGCACGAGUUGACGGACAACAUCAGUGACCAUAGCCUGACCUCUGAUGAGGACGAGCCCAGCGUGCCACACUCCUCCCAAGAGAUCACAGCAUGGAGGGGCCCAGAGGGGGAUGUGAAGCCCUCUAGAAUUCCUACCAGAUCCUCAUCCAGAUCCAGCAUCUUAAUCUCCAGACUUGAGGAGGAGCCUCAGCAGCCUGACUCUGUGAAGACAAACAUUUCAACAGAGAGUCUGGAGAGGAAGUGGCGCCCCCUAGAGGAGGGAUCAAAGGAAAGCUUCAGAGGCUCGACAGCUUUACUGGUUGAGCUGGAGGACAAGGUUGCACAAGCGGCUGCCAACGUCCAGAACGCCCAAAGUGAGGUCUCUUACAUAGAGAACAGGAUUGCUGCCCUGAACGCUGCCGGCAUGCCAGUGGAUAAAAGAAGAAGGUCUGCAAUCCCGAUCCAAGCAAGAAGACUUUCCGACAACUUUCCCACAAGCCAGGUGGACAGGUUUGUGAGGAACUCCCUCUACAGGGGCUCCCUGACACAGAGGAACCCAGUGGCCAAGCCCAAGACCAGGGCUACCUCUGCGAAACCAGUAAUGACUCAGGGUUCAUGAGGAGGCGGCUGAGCAUUUUGUGAAGUUUUUCUUGGCCACGUUUGUUUUUACAGUUCAGUAAACUGAGAUUUAGCUGAAAUGAAAGAGAUUCCUACUCAAGUUACUGAGACUGUCAGCUGGGAUGGAAGCACUAACAUUUACAUUUAAAAAUGUUAUCUGUUAUAUAUAUAUAUAGUAUG
Messenger RNA from Larimichthys crocea (large yellow croaker), 2072 nucleotides. It is a transcript of the gene mlphb, whose product is annotated as melanophilin b. Gene Ontology annotation, molecular function: myosin binding; actin binding; small GTPase binding. Gene Ontology annotation, cellular component: cortical actin cytoskeleton. NCBI's taxonomy places the organism in Eukaryota, Metazoa, Chordata, Actinopteri, Sciaenidae. The transcript is spliced from 15 exons. Gene Ontology annotation, biological process: intracellular protein transport. Bases 106 to 1893 code for a protein of 595 amino acids. The record is from RefSeq and is a predicted model, not a curated record.